Messenger RNA from Gracilinanus agilis (Agile Gracile Mouse Opossum), 804 nucleotides. RefSeq names its product ovo like transcriptional repressor 1 (gene OVOL1). Gene Ontology annotation, molecular function: RNA polymerase II cis-regulatory region sequence-specific DNA binding; DNA-binding transcription factor activity, RNA polymerase II-specific. The coding region runs from base 1 to 804 and encodes 267 amino acids. The record is from RefSeq and is a predicted model, not a curated record. Gene Ontology annotation, biological process: regulation of transcription by RNA polymerase II; epidermal cell differentiation. The transcript has 4 exons. Gene Ontology annotation, cellular component: nucleus. NCBI's taxonomy places the organism in Eukaryota, Metazoa, Chordata, Mammalia, Didelphimorphia, Didelphidae.
AUGCCGCGGGCUUUCCUGGUCAAGAAGCCGUGCGUGUCCACGGGCAAACGCAACUGGAGCGAGCUCCCAGACGAGGAGCGGGGCGAGAUCUACGUGCCGGUCAGCCUUGGCUUCUGCCCGCCACAGCCCUACCAUGACCUGGAGCCUUCGGUGGCCGAGCCGCCUUCCUGCCCGCUGGCCCUGGACAUGAGCCUUCGGGAGCCUGGCUACGGCACAGCCCCCGGGCCCUGCGUGGUGGCCCAGCUGCCGGCAGAAGACAUGGGUUGCUUGACGGACUCACAGGCUCAUGACCACGGCUUUCUGCGGCCCAAGAUGAAGGUGACCAUGGGGGACAGCCCGAGCGGGGACCUCUUCACCUGUCAUAUCUGCCACAAGGCCUUCACCUACCAGCGCAUGCUUAACCGCCAUAUGAAGUGCCACAACGAUGUCAAGAGGCAUCUCUGCACCUACUGUGGGAAGGGCUUCAAUGACACCUUUGACCUCAAAAGACACGUCCGCACACAUACCGGCGUGCGUCCGUACAAGUGUAGUCUGUGCGACAAGGCCUUCACCCAGCGCUGCUCCCUUGAGUCUCACCUCAAGAAGAUCCAUGGGGUGCAGCAGAAAUACGCCUACAAGGAACGACGGGCCAAGCUCUAUGUGUGUGAGGAGUGUGGCUGCACCUCUGACAGCCAAGAGGGCCACGUCCUCCACCUCAAGGAGCAUCACCCUGACAGCCCACUGCUAAGGAAGACCUCCAAGAAGGGAGCUGGAGCCCUGCAGAACACAGUCACUGCCUUGCUGCAGAACAACCACCAUCUCUAA